AUGGGUGUUGAAGGUUUACAAGUUUUUAUUAAAAAGCGUUACAACUUAUAUAAACCUUUACCCAAUAAUUUUCAUACCGAUCAUAUUUACAUUGAUGUUAAUAAUUAUUUACACAAAACAAUAACUAAAAAACCAAAUAUUCAAAAUGUAGAAAUAAACGCUUUAAAAAGAUUAAAACAUUUUUUAAACGAAAUUAUUUAUUCAACAAAAAUUAGACAUACAAUAUUCUUUUCAGUAGAUGGGCCAGGUCCCCGUUCUAAAAUGACUACUCAAAGAGAAAGAAGAUUAAAAAAUUUAAAUUUACACAAAUUGUUAUAUUAUAUUAAUAAAAAUAGAGAUGAGGAAACAGGAGAAAAUGAUAUCAAUUUAUUAAAACAUGACUAUGACUAUUUAGAAGGUUUGGAACUGAAUGUGGGAUUCUCAACUUUAAAUUUUACACCAGGUACCAGUUUUAUGGGUCUUUUAAAAUCAUUUUUUAUAUACUAUACAAAAAACAAGUUAUCAUUUGCAAAGAAUGUUUUCAUUUCAGCCGCUGAUAGAAUGGGUGAAGGUGAAUGGAAAAUAUUUCAACAUAUCAAUAACUCCAAUUAUAAUUUAAAUGACAUUAUUACAAUUGCAUCAAAUGAUUCAGAUAUGAUAUUAUUUUGUUUAUUAUCAAAGUACAAUAAUAUUCAAAUUUUAAAUAAAGAAUCAAAUCAAGUACUUUAUGUUAAUCAGUUAAGAGAAGCUAUUUAUAAAGAAAGCGGUAUCAACGAUAGACAAGCAAUCAUAGAUUUUGUAUUAUUAUCUUUUUUGAUGGGCACUGAUCACUUACCAAAAGUAUCAUCAUUCAAAAUGCAAAAUGGGUGGAAUGAAUAUUGCAAAUUAAAGAAACCACUUUAUAAUCAAGAAACCAAGUUAUUUAAUUAUGAAAAUUUAUCUCAAGUUAUU
Dictyostelium purpureum is the source of this 930-nucleotide messenger RNA. RefSeq lists its product as uncharacterized. Gene Ontology annotation, cellular component: nucleus. The annotation marks the transcript as partial. Gene Ontology annotation, biological process: nuclear-transcribed mRNA catabolic process; rRNA catabolic process. The record is from RefSeq and is a predicted model, not a curated record. NCBI's taxonomy places the organism in Eukaryota, Evosea, Eumycetozoa, Dictyosteliales, Dictyosteliaceae. The transcript has 3 exons. Gene Ontology annotation, molecular function: 5'-3' RNA exonuclease activity; RNA binding.